This is a messenger RNA of Malaya genurostris, 9393 nucleotides long. RefSeq lists its product as uncharacterized. NCBI's taxonomy places the organism in Eukaryota, Metazoa, Arthropoda, Insecta, Diptera, Culicidae. Bases 1255 to 9006 code for a protein of 2583 amino acids. The transcript is spliced from 10 exons. The record is from RefSeq and is a predicted model, not a curated record.
CACCGUCACUUAAACCGGCGAAACAAAAAACGUAAAAAAUUUUCUAAACUGGUCUCAAAAUUACACAAAUCGAUAGUCAUUAUCAGUAGGCAACUAAACAAACCGAUUCCGGCUAUCCUGAUUCCCGGUAUCCGGUUCUGGAAGUACCGGAAAUAGUGGUCAUAUAUACCAAAAUGGAUCUCACUCACUUUUCUCAGCGAUGGUUUGAACGAUUUCCACAAACUUAGAUUCAAAUGAAAGGUCUUCCGGUCCCAUACGAAAUUCCAGAAUUUUAUCCGGAACCCAUUUCGUUUUCUUAAGGAUGACUUACGCAAUCAAAGCACUGUUUUAUUCUGUAUUUUAUGCACAAACAAUCUCUUGGUUUCUUUCAAAAAUCGAAGAGAAAAUUUUUGAUUAGAAUACCACAAUAUUAUAUGUACAUGAGAAAGCCAUCAUUACACCACUAGGUGGAUUGAAACAGGUUUUUAUAUGAGUUGUUGUUUAGGGCGCGUACCACGUGUUCAUUUUACGCGGAGUCAGAGUCGCCCGCGUGUAGGUUCUAAAACGAAAACGGUAUUAAUUUUGAUUUACUAUAUCGAAAAAUCAAAUAAAAUGUCAGCUUUAUCGUAGAAAUAAUGCGUAAUAUGUAAGUGAACAUUGUAAACAAUUUAUAUGUAGUCUACAUUUGCUUGACGAAAUAAAUGAACAGUUUCUAAAUAUCAGUCCAUUGAAACCUAUAUGUGAAAAGUAGGGUGGAAAAUAUUCACAUAAUUUUUCACGUAACAAUGAUGUGAUUAUUUUUUUGGGUGUAGAUUUCAUUCAUCAUCUUGGGUUGAAUCGAUGCAGUUUCGCUAUCUUGUCGUAUCGCAAUCUUUGCUAACUGUCAGUGAAAAUUGGAUUUUUGUGCGAAGGAAAGAAUUGUUAUCUGUUCUUUGGAAAUUCGUCGUUGGAUUUUAGCUGAAAACUAUCGGACAAUACAGCCCAAGUAGCGGUGCCAUCAAUCUGCAACAUCUCAAGUGAGGAGGAAUCAUAGAAGGAAGGAGAAAACAUCACACAGUUACGUACCUGAAAUAACAUUACGGCAAGAUAAAUGAGUCCCAACCAGGUACGGGAUGUCAUCAAAGGACUAUAGAAGAAAAACAGCCAAGUAGCUCAGUAGCAUCUUUCAUCACAACAAACGAUAUUACAGAUCAAAAUAAACACCUGAUUUAUACAGAACAAAAGUUAGUAAUAUUUGCAGGAUAAAUUAUAAUUUGAAGGGGAACCUAACUAAAUAUGUCCGUCGAUACCGAAGAAAAGCCGUUCGUUAGUGAUGUAUGUGACAAUGGAAUUCGAAAUACUGAAAAGGAUUGCCAGCUCAAUGUUCAUACCGUCAAACGAUUGUACAAAUGCACUGAAUGCGGAAAAGAUUUCAAUUUUCAAAAAAAUCUCAAUCGGCAUAUGUUCGUUCACACUGGCAAGAGACCGUUCAAAUGCACUGUAUGCGGAAAAUGCUUUGUUUCCAACAAUGUCCUAAGCACACACAUGUGUACACACACGGGUGAUUAUAAGUAUGUUUGUGAUGUAUGUGGCAAAGGAUUUGUGCACAGACGGCGUUUGGAGGACCACAAAUACAUUCAUGCCGGAGAGCGGCCUUACAAAUGCGCGGUAUGUGAAAAAGAUUUUAAAACCAAACCGAUUUUGGACAUACAUAUGCUGAAUCACACAGUGGAUCGUCCACACAAAUGCACUGUAUGUGGUAAAAGUUUUGCCAUUAAACAUCGCCUAAUUAGACACCAAUCAACACAUACGGGCGAUUAUAAGAAUACUUGUGAAGUGUGUGGUAAAGAAUACCCAAGCAACAUUUAUUUGAAAAUGCACAUAUGCAUUCUUACACCAGAUCAGUCGAUUGAUCCGUUACCAAUGGAAACAACAGACCAGGAUAGCGACAUUCUAGCCAAACAGAAGAAUAUAACAAUUGAACCAACAAAACUCGAUGACAAGCUAAAUGAACAAACAAACACCAAUGGCAACAGCGAUGCAAUUGAAUUACAACCAAACUCACACGAUCCAGUUAGCAGUAAUGAAAUUGAUCGAGAUGAAAAAGUAUCCUGCCAGCUACAGGAUGUUAUGUCAGAGAUGGAACACAAGUGUCAGAUUUGUGAUGAAUACUUUGCUAACAAGGAUGAUCUCCAUGAGCAUGCCUCAGUUCAUGAAAGCGAACGACCAUUUAGUUGUGAUAUUUGCGGGCAAAGUUACGAAUUGAAGGAUCACCUAACCAAGCAUAUGACCGAGCAUAAUGAGAAGAAACCGUUCUCCUGUCCUAGUGAUUGCAAAUGUGAUGUGUGUAGCAAAGAAUUUCGUGACAAUCAAGCAUUGAAGUUCCACAACAGUAUUCACACCGGAGAGCGACCGUACGAAUGCACUGUAUGCGGAAAAAACUUUAGUUUCAAAGGUAUUCUAAGCACACACAUGUCUACACACACGGGUAAUUAUAAGCAUGUGUGUGAUGUAUGUGGCAAAGGAUUUGUGCACAGAUCGCGUCUGGAUGACCACAAAUACAGUCAUACCGGAGAGCAACCUUACAAAUGCACUGUGUGUGGAAAGAUUUUUCCGACUAACACUGCUCUAAGUUUACACUUUUCCUCACACACGGGUAAUUAUAAGUACGAGUGUGAUGUUUGUGGCAAAGGAUUCAUGAUACAAUCCCGUUUGAAAUACCACAAAAACAAGCAUACGGGAGAGCGACCUUACAAAUGCACGGUAUGUGAAAAAGAUUUUAUAGCCAAGCAGAGUUUUGUCGCACAUAUGUUGAUCCACACAGGCGAGCGGCCUUUCAAGUGCACUGUAUGUGGAAAAUGUUUUGCUUCUAACCAUCGCCUGAUUGCACACGAAUCCACACACACGGGUGAUUACAAGCAUACGUGUAACGUGUGCGGCAGAGGAUUCGUGAACAGUUCACGCUUGAUAGACCACAAAUAUAGCCAUACGGAAGAGCGGCCAUAUCAAUGCACUAUAUGCGAAAAAGGUUUUGUGACUAGAAAUAACCUGAACCAACAUUUAUCAGUUCACUCAGGUAGUCGAUAUAAAUGUGAAGUGUGUGGCAAAGAAUACUCCAGAAAAAAAAAUUUGAAACUGCACCAACGCAUCCAUACAUCUGAUCAGUCGAUUGAGUCGAAUACAAAGAACGAAUCCACACAAUUAGAUAACAAUGACAAAAUCAAUGAACAAAUAAACACUAAUAGUAACAGCGACGUAUUCGAUUUACAAUCAAACCCUCAUGAAAAGGUAUCCAACCAGCUACAGGAUGUCAUGUCAGAGAAGGAACACAAGUGUCAGAUUUGUGAUGAAUACUUUGCUAAUAAAGAUGAUCUCCAUGAGCAUGCCUCAGUUCAUGAAAGCGAGCGACAAUUUAAUUGUGAUAUUUGCGGGAAAAGUUAUGAAUUGGAGGAUCACCUAACCAAGCAUAUGACCGAGCAUAAUGAGGAAAAAACAAUAUCCUGUCCUAGUGAUUGCAAAUGUGAUGUGUGUAGCAAAAAAAUUCGUGACAAUCAAGCAUUGAAGUUCCACAACAAUAUUCAUUCUGGAGAUCGGCAGUACGAAUGCACAGUAUGUGGAAAAAGACUUGUUACGAAGACUAAUCUAAGCGUGCACAUGUCUACACAUACGGGUAAUUAUAAGUAUACGUGUGACGUGUGCGGUAAAGGAUUUGUGCAUAGAUCACGUUUGGAUGAUCACAAAUACAGUCAUACCGGAGAGCGGCCUUACAAAUGCACUGUAUGCGAAAAAUAUUUUAAAACCAAACCAAUUUUGGACAUACAUGUGCUGAAUCACACAGUGGAUCGUCCACACAAAUGCACUGUAUGCGGUAGAAGUUUUGCCAUUAAACAUCGCCUGACUGCACACAAAUCCACACACACGGGUGAUUAUAAGUAUACGUGUGACGUGUGCGGCAAAGGAUUCGUGAACAGUUCACGCUUAACUGACCACAAAUACAGCCAUACGAAAGAGCGGUCAUAUCAAUGCACUAUAUGCGAAAAAGAUUUUUCCACUAACAAUUACCUAACUCAACACAUGUUGCUUCACACGGGUGGUCGACAUCAAUGUGAAGUGUGUGGCAAAGAAUACCCUAGCAACAUUUAUUUGAAAUUACACAAAUGCAUUCUUACAUCUGAUCAGUCGAUUGAUCCGUUACCAAUCGAACCAACAGAUCACGAUCCCUUUAUUCUAGCCAAACAGGAGAAUAUAACAAUUGAACCAACGAAACUCGAUGACAAUGACAAGAUCAAUGAGCAAACAACCAUCAAUAGCAACAGCGACGCAUUCGAUUUACAACCAAACCCACACGAUCCUGUUGGCAGCAAUGAAAUUGAUCGAAUCCAGCUACAGGAUGUUAUGUCAAAGAAUGAACACAAGUGUCCGAUUUGUGAUAAAUACUUUGUAAACAAGGAUGAUCUUCAUGAGCAUGCCUCAGUUCAUGAAAGCGAGCGACCAUUCAGUUGUGAUAUUUGCGGGAAAAAUUAUGUAUUGAUAGAUCACCUGGCCAGGCAUUUGACCGAGCAUAUUAAGGAAAAAACGUUCUUCUGUCCUAGGGAUUGCCAAUGUGAUAAGUGUGGCAAAAAAAUUCGUGACAAUCAAGCAUUGAAGUUUCACAACAAUAUUCAUACCGGAGAGAGGCAGUACGAAUGCACAGUAUGUGGAAAAAAACUUGUUACGAAGACUAAUCUAAGCGUGCACAUGUCUACACAUACGGGUAAUUAUAAAUAUACGUGUGACGUGUGCGGCAGAGGAUUUGUGCACAGAUCGCGUUUGGAUGACCACAAAUACAGUCAUACCGGAGAGCGGCCUUAUAAAUGCACUGUGUGUGGAAAGAUUUUUUUGUCUAACACUACUCUAAGUUUACACUUUUCCUCACACACGGGAAACUAUAAGUACGAAUGUGAUGUUUGUGGCAGAGGAUUCAUGCUAAGAUCACGAUUGAAAUACCACAAAUUAAAAUUGCACAAACGCAUUCAUUCAUCCGAUCAGUCGAUUGAUUCGUUACAAAUCAAACCAGCAGAUCACGAUAGCGUCAAUCUAGCCAAACAGAAGAAUACAACAAAUGAAUCCACAAAACUCGAUGACAAUGACAAGGUAAAUGAACAAACAAACACCAAUAGAAACAGCGAUGCAAUUGAUACACAACCAAACUCACACGAUCCAGUUAGCAGUAAUGAAAUUGAUCGAGCUGAAAAAGUAUCCUGCCAGCUACAGGAUGUUAUGUCAGAGAUGGAACACAAGUGUCAGAUUUGUGAUGAAUACUUUGCUAAUAAAGAUGAUCUCCAUGAGCAUGCCUCAGUUCAUGAAAGCGAGCGACCAUUCAGUUGUGAUAUUUGCGGGAAAAAUUAUGUAUUGAUAGAUCACCUGGCCAGGCAUUUGACCGAGCAUAUUAAGGAAAAAACGUUCUUCUGUCCUAGGGAUUGCCAAUGUGAUAAGUGUGGCGAAGAAUUCCGUGACAAUCAAGCAUUGAAGUUCCACAACAAUAUUCAUUCUGGAGAUCGGCAGUACGAAUGCAAAGUAUGUGGAAAAAGACUUGUUACGAAGACUAAUCUAAGCGUACACAUGGCUACACAUACGGGUAAUUAUAAACAUAGUUGUGAUAUAUGUGGCAAAGGAUUUGUGCACAGAUCACGUUUGGAUGAUCACAAAUACAGUCAUACCGGAGAGCGGCCUUACAAAUGCACUGUGUGUGGAAAGAUUUUUUCGACUAACGCUACUCUAAGUUUACACUUCUCCUCACACACGGGUGAUUAUAAGUACGAAUGUGAUGUUUGUGGCAGAGGAUUCAUGCUAAGAUCACGAUUGAAAAAUCACAAAUUAAAAGUGCACAAACGCAUUCAUACAUCUGAUCAGUCGAUUGAUCCGUUACAAAUCAAACCAACAGAUGACGAUAGCGACAUUCUAGCAAAACAGGAGAAUAUAACAAUUGAACCAACAAAACUCGAUGACAAUGACAAGGUAAAUGAACAAACAAACACCAAUGGCAACAGCGAUGCAAUUGAAUUACAACCAAACCCACACGAUCCUGUUAGCAGCAAUGAAAUUGAUCAAGAUGAAAAGGUAUCCAACCAGCUACAGGAUGUUAUGCCAAAGAAGGAACACAAAUGUCAGAUUUGUGAUGAACACUUUGCUAACAAAGAUGAUCUCCAUGAGCAUGCCUCAGUUCAUGAAAGUGAGCAAGCAUUUAGUUGUGAUAUUUGCGGGCAAAGUUAUGCAUCGAAGGAUCAGCUAACCAAGCAUAUGACCGAGCAUAUUGAGUGGCCUAGUGAUUACAAGUAUAAAUGUGAUGUGUGUGGCAAAGAAUUUCGUGACAAUCAAGCAUUGAAGUUUCACAACAAUAUUCAUACCGGAGGGCGGCCAUACAAAUGCACUGUAUGCGGAAAAAUAUUUGUUACCAACAGUAGUCUAUGCGUACACAUGUCUACGCAUACGGGUAAUUAUAGGUAUAGUUGUGAUGUAUGUGGUAAAGGAUUUGUGCACAGAUCACGUUUGGAUGAUCACAAAUACAGUCAUACCGGAGAGCGUCCUUAUAAAUGCACUUUGUGUGGAAAGAUUUUUUUGUCUAAAACCACUUUAAACAUACACUUCUCCUCACACACGGGUGAUUAUAAGUACGAAUGUGAUGUUUGUGGCAGAGGAUUCAUGCUAAGAUCACGAUUGAAAAAUCACAAAUUGAAAUUGCACAAACGCAUUCAUACAUUUGACCAGUCGAAUGAUCCGUUACAAAUCAAACCAAAAGAUCACGAUAGCGACAUUCUAGUAAAACAGGAGAAUAUAACAAUUGAACCAACAAAACUCGAUGACAAGGUAAAUGAACAAACAACCAUCAAUAGCAACAGCGACGCAUUCGAUUUACAACCAAACCCACGCGAUCCUGGUAGCAGUAAUGAAAUUGAUCGAGAUGAAAAAUUAUCCUGCCAGCUUCAGAAUGUUAUGUCAGAGAAGGAAUACAAGUAUCAGAUUUGUGAUGAACACUUUACUGACAAGAACGACCUCCGUGACCAUGCCUCAGUUCAUGAAAGCGAGCGACCAUUUAGUUGUGAUAUUUGCGGGCAAAGUUAUGAAUUGAAGGAUCACCUAACCAAGCAUAUGAUCGAGCAUAAUGAGGGAAAAACAUUCUCCUGUCCUAGUGAUUGCAAAUGUGAUGUGUGUGGCAAAGAAUUUCGUGACAAUCAAGCAUUGAAGUUGCACAACAAUAUUCAUUCUGGAGAUCGGCAGUACGAGUGCACAGUAUGCGGAAAAAGCUUUGGUACAAAAAGUAUCCUAAGCACACACAUGUCUACACAUACGGGUGAUUAUAAGUAUACGUGUGACGUGUGCGGUAGAGGUUUUGUGCACAGAUCGCGUUUAGAUGACCACAAAUACAGUCAUACCGGAGAACGGCCUUACAAAUGCACUGUGUGUGGAAAGAUUUUUUCGACUAACGCUACUCUAAGCAUACACUUAUCGUCACAUACAGGUGAUUAUAGGUACGAGUGUGAUGUGUGUGGCAAAGGAUUUGCGCUAAGAUCGCGUUUGAAAAGUCACAAAAAUAGUCACAUGGAAGAGCGACCUCACAAAUGCACGGUAUGCGAAAAAGAUUUCAAAAUCAAACGGAAUCUUGACGCACAUAUGACGACUCACACAGCCGAGCGGCCGUACAGGUGCACUGUAUGUGGAGAUAGUUUCGUCGCUAUCAAUCAACUAACUGCACACGAAUCCAAACACACUGGUGAAUAUAAGCAUACGUGUGACUUGUGCGGCAAAGGAUUCAUAUACAGUUCAUGGUUCAAAGAACACAGAAACAGUCAUGAGCGGUCUUAUCACUGCACGACAUGCGGAAAAGACUUUGCCACUAACAAGAAACUAUCCCAGCACAAGUCAAUUCACUCGGGUAUUCGGUAUAAGUGCGAAAUGUGCGGCAAAGAAUUCACUAGGAAAUUUAACUUAAAAGUGCACAAAUGCACACAUACAUCUGAUCAGUUAACGAAUCCAAGUGGAACACUGUCUUCGUGUGAAACACAACCCAACAUUGAAAAGUGUUGGAUAUGGUUUCUGUCGUUGUUCGAGAUCGACAAAAAAAUAAUGCAAAAACCACUUAUUUGCGAUAUUUGUGGAAAGAGUUAUAAACAUAAAGCCUUCCUAAUUGAUCAUAUGAACGUCCAUACCGGAGAUAAACCGCACACGUGUGAUGUAUGUGGCAAACAAUUUCGCUUCAAGCAAUCAUUGAAAGAGCACGAAUGUGUUCAUACCGGUGAGAAGCCGUACACGUGCUAUGUAUGUGGAAAAAACUUUACUUUUUACGCUGACUUUGCCGAUCACAAAUCGAAACAUAAGAAUAUGUACAAGUAUAAGUGUGGUGUGUGCGGCAAAGGAUACGAGCGUAGGGAACAAUUGAAGGAGCACGAAAACAGUCAUAUAGAUGAGCGACCGCACAAAUGCACUGUAUGCGGGAAAGAUUUCGUCAGAAAAUCUAGCCUAUACCAACACAUGACCUCUCACAUGGGUGAUGAGCUAAAAUGUGAAGUGUGUGGCAAAGCAUUCAGUACACGAUUUAGUUUAAAGAGGCAUAAACAAAAUCAUGAAACACAGCAGUCGUUUCAUUCACUGCCAAUCGAACCAAUAAAACAUCAAGCCAACCAGCAAGAUACAAAUUCGCAGCAAAAACCGCAUGUUUCUGGAGGAUGCAAUGAAAUCAUUCAAAGCGAAAUGAAAUCUUGCCCGGCACAGGAUAUUUCAAAACAGGAGGGCAACUCAGUGGCAUCUUCCAAACUUACAAAUGAAUGUGUUAGUCAAUACAAAUGUCUGGUUUGUGAUAAACAAUUUUCCCAAAUGCGAUAUCUCCGCCAACACGCCCUAGGUCAUCUAGGCAAGCGGCCAUAUGGAGAACGGCAACGCAAAUGCAUUGUAUGUGAUGAACAUUUUCGAGACAAAAUAGAUCUUGUCCGACACAUGCACAUUCAUAUAGGCGAACAACCUUACAAUCUUACUGCCAGACAGGUGAUCGGUCUAAUCAAUGCAGUAAUAUGACUUGCCUAAGACAAGCGCGCCUUUUGCAUUAUUGCUCUCAUAGCACUCACGAGACUGGUCCUUCAAAUUAUUCAAAAUAAGUAAAUCGAUUUCAGUUGAAUUUUAUAUCUUUUAAAAGUUUAAGUGUAGGUAAAGGAAAGCCCUACUACCGUUGAAGGUUCACAAAGAUAUUCAUUCCGGCGAACGGCCGUUCAAAUGCCUUGUAUGCAAAAAGGAAUAUCACGCUAAAAAGGCAGAUGGGUAAUGACAGAGGCAUAACCGGAUUGAUGUGAAAACGAACAAUUACCUCUAAUUCAAUGCAGAUGUAAUGAACAAUAAAAUAUCUGACACCACUUGCAUAUCCAAUACAAUAAACCAUGCAUUUUUCUCGAACGCAAAGCAGUUAAA